UUAAAAGCAUGAGUGCCUAAAGGAGUAUCACAUCGAAUAUCGUUACAGUACUGUGACAGACGUAUCGUUAUCUACUAUCGUGAAGUCGCAUUUUUGUUCGAUCUUUGGUAAACAACGCGCAGUGGAAAUAGUAUCAGGAUUGAGAGUGUCAAGAUCACAAGUCUGAAACAUGGAUACAAUUAAUGAAGAAAUGAAUGAAAAUGGAACCGAUGAAGGAUUGAAUAAGAUAAAUUCUCUCGAGGAAUUCUACGGCGGUAGUGGGAUCCUUGUAACUGGGGCAACCGGAUUCGUAGGAAUAUGUCUUUUGGAAAAACUGAUGCGCGUGUGUCCACGCGUCGCUGCUAUUUUUAUACUAAUCCGUCCAAAAACUAACGAAACGAUAGAACAACGACUUAAGAAGCUCAUAGAUGAUCCCAUUUAUGAUGGCAUUAAAGCAAAGAACCCCUCACUUUUCAGCAGAGUUUAUCCCAUGAAAGGUGAUGUGAGUCUGCCGGAUUUAGGUCUUUCGCGAGAAAAUAGAAAUCUGUUGUUAGAGAAAGUAAACAUAGUGUUUCACGCCGCGGCCACUGUGAGAUUCAAUGAGCCGUUACACGUGGCUGUUAAUGUGAAUACGAAGGGUACUCUUCGUGUCAUCGAGCUUUGGAACGAACUAAAGCAUCCGAUUAGCUUCGUUCACGUCAGCACAGCCUUUAGUAAUGCGAAUCUACAUGAGAUUGAGGAAAAAGUUUAUACUACGAACUUGAACCCUUCAGACGUGAUCGAUAUAUGUGACAAAUUCGACGAAACGUCGAUCAACCAAAUAGAAAAAAAGAUUUUAAAAACUUAUCCAAACACAUACACAUUCAGUAAGAAUUUAGCAGAGCAGAUUGUAGCAAACAAGAGUAAACACCUGUCAGUUGCGAUAGUACGGCCAAGCAUAAUUGGUGCUUCUCUGGAAGAACCAUAUCCUGGUUGGAUACAGAAUAUUUCUGGAAUUACAGGUAGCUUUCUGCUAAUCGGCAGAGGAUGUGCAACAGCAAUAUGGGGCAGGAGAGAUGCAAGAUUGGAUUUAGUGCCUGUCGAUUUCGUAGUCGAUAUGAUAUUAUGUACUGCAUGGCAUGUCACGUUACAUAGUGAUCAUGAAGUUAAAGUUUACAACUGCACGAGUAACGCAUGCCCCUUUAAAUGGGGUCAGUUGAAAGAUACCCUGGUGAAAUGUACUAUAGAAACGCCACUGAACGAUACAUUAUGGUAUCCGGGUUGUCCAAUGAUAGCUAAUAGAUAUAUUUACAACGUUCGCAGUGUGAUUCCGCAUGUUUUGCCUGCGUUCGUCAUAGAUAUAUUUUUAAGACUUCGAGGUAGUAAACCAAUAAUGAUGAAACUUCUCCAAAAUAGCAAUAAGCUGUUUACAGUAGCAGGAUAUUUCGCCAUGUACGAAUGGACUUUCCAAAGGGAUAACUGUUCCGACUUGGCGAGGAAGGCGACAAUGUUACACGACAGCGAUAUGGUGAAACUAGAUUUACGGGAUAUGAAUUGGGAGAAGUAUGUUGAAGUUUACCAGAUGGGAAUUAAGAAAUUUAUUCUGAAAGAAGAGUUUAAGUCAACGUCCCGACAACGAUUAUCAAGGUUGUACUGGAUACAUCAGAUCACCAAAAUGUCCAGUAUAAUGAUCUUACUACUGAUAAUAUACUGUAUCGUGUACUAACUAUUUGAACGUUAUUUCUUCUGUUUAAACUAGAGGAAUAUAAAUACAAUUUUAUGAAGAAGGGA
Molecule: messenger RNA, 1749 nt
Organism: Bombus terrestris (buff-tailed bumblebee)
Lineage: Eukaryota; Metazoa; Arthropoda; Insecta; Hymenoptera; Apidae
Product: putative fatty acyl-CoA reductase CG5065
Exons: 8
Coding region: 170-1684 (504 amino acids)
Biological process (GO): long-chain fatty-acyl-CoA metabolic process
Cellular component (GO): peroxisome
Molecular function (GO): alcohol-forming very long-chain fatty acyl-CoA reductase (NADP+) activity
Source: RefSeq, a predicted model, not a curated record